Molecule: messenger RNA, 1109 nt
Organism: Hypoxylon trugodes
Lineage: Eukaryota; Fungi; Ascomycota; Sordariomycetes; Xylariales; Hypoxylaceae
Product: ribosomal protein L24e-domain-containing protein
Exons: 3
Coding region: 119-601 (160 amino acids)
Biological process (GO): cytoplasmic translation
Cellular component (GO): cytosolic large ribosomal subunit
Molecular function (GO): structural constituent of ribosome; mRNA binding
Source: RefSeq, a predicted model, not a curated record
UUUGACAUUUACGAAAUUCGGCCACUCUCGAUUUAAUCCAACCGAAAACACCAACCAUCAAACUACUAACCUCAACACAGCAGUCCACCGAAGUUCUCUGCGCAAAUCAACCGCAACCAUGAGAACUUACGAAGACACCUUCUCUGGCCAGAGAAUCUACCCUGGCAAGGGUAAGCUCUACGUCCGAGGCGACAGCAAGAUCUUCCGAUUCCAGAACGGUAAAUCCGAGUCCCUCUUCCUUCAGCGAAAGAACCCCCGCCGAAUCUCAUGGACUGUUCUUUUCCGACGACAACACCGCAAGGGUAUCUCCGAGGAAGUCGCUAAGAAGCGCACGCGCCGUACCGUCAAGUCCCAGCGAGCCAUCGUUGGUGCCUCUCUCGAUGUAAUCAAGGAGAAGCGAUCUAUGCGACCGGAAGCCCGUUCCGCCGCCCGCGCCCAAGCCAUCAAGGAGUCCAAGGAGAAGAAGGCCGAGGCUGCUGCCGCCAAGAAGUCCGAGAAGGCCAAGAGCGCCGCUCAAGCCUCCAAGGGCCAGACCCAACGUAUCGUCGGCAAGCAAGGAGCCCGAGGUGCUCAGCAGAAGGUCCAGGCCAAGACCCGUUAAGAUUCCCGACUUUUGCGUUUAAGGGGGUAGGGAGGAAUUCAUGAGGAUAGAAAGGGGGAACGAGAUGAUAAUGAUAUGUGAUUCAUGCCCAUACGCAUACAUACAUCUCUAGUUGGUAACCUCUUGCGUCCGGCGGCGUCUUCGGUGGGAAUUUAUUUAACCUCGAUUGCUGAAUAAAAAAACGAACCUGACACACAAAUACUCACUCGCGCGCGCGCAUUUGUGUGUAAAAUGCGAACAUCCAUUCGGUUAAGGGAGAGGGAAAGGAAUGCAUGCAUGGAAUCUCUCAUGGCCAUGGGAAUUCUAUCCUGGUAGCUUCUUAAUACCAGCUCGUUCUACGGUCUGAAUUUGUGUUCUUGCUCCUACGGUCCUUCUGUGUGAAUAUUACUGUGCUAGGUCGUUGCCUUUUUACCUCACUAAUCCUAAAGCCCUCCGAAGGGGUAUUUCUGCAUAUUUCUACGUAGGUCAUUCGAUAUUUACAGGAUAAUUCACAUUCGGCAUCUCAAUU